AUGCCAUUGUGCUGCAGGUUGUGCUUUGGCUGGGAUUCUUCGGGCGGAGGGGGGACAACUCCUAUAAAGGCCGACAUCGUUGGUUCGGUGAGUUCAACCCCCCCUAAUAGCUUCACUCAUAAUCCUCUCAGCGGCCUCAACAUGGUCACAGUCAACCUCCGGGCGACAACUGUCGCAGCUGUACUAACUGUUCUAGCUGACCAAACGACGGCAACAUGCCCCUCCCGUUUCUCCUGGGAGAACAAUGUCUUGACCAAAGCGGCCGUCAACAGCACCAACAACGCAGAGCUCUUUGACUUUGGUCCCGUCGAGGGCACGCCGGCGAGCUCCAACAUCAUCGGUGGCAUCCCAAGACCGAGAUGCAAAACUUUCCCCGGAGAUCCCCUCUGGCCAUCCAACUCGGUGUGGAACCUCCUCAACCUGACGCUCGGGGGCGCGCUCAUCAAGACAGUUCCCCUCGCCGCUCCAUGCUACAGCGACUGGCCUCAGUACGACGCCGCUCAGUGUGAAUACGUCAAAACAAACUGGAACAGACCGCAGCUCCAUGUCGAGGACCCAACUUCGGCCAUGUUCCCGCUCUGGCAAGGGCAAACCUGUAUGCCCUUGGAUCAUCCCAGCCAGAUCUACGACAACUGCACCUUGGGAGGGUAUGCUUCCUAUUCCGUCGCCGUUACCAAGGUAUCCCAGAUUCAGCUGGCACUCAACUUUGCUCGCGCAACCAACAUCCGGCUGGUGGUGAAGAACACGGGUCAUGAUUUCGCCGACAAGUCUAUGGGUGCUGGUUCGCUGUCUGUCUGGACUCACAAGCUCAAAGAUAUCCAGUACAUUCCGGAUUACACCUGCAACGGACACUCGGGGCCAGCUCUCAAGCUCGGUUCCGGGGUAGAGACAGAGGAAGUCUACCAAGCUGCCGAGGCACACAACGUCACCGUCGUUGGCGGUGAGUGCAGAACUGUGGGCAUGGCGGGCGGGUAUAUCGCCGGAGGUGGCCACUCCCCCAUGUCUUCGCUUGUAGGUAUGGGUGCCGACCAAGUUCUCUCGCUUGACGUCGUACUUCCCAACGGUCGUUUCGUCACCGCCAGCCAAAGCUCGUACCCCGAUCUGUUCUGGGCUCUCCGAGGAGGCGGUGGCAGCACCUAUGGCGUGGUCACCUCGGUGACUGUCAAGGCCUACCCUCAGAUCCCCGUUUCGACUCUCGGCUUCGUCUUUGGCACCUCCUCCAAUGUCACAGCGGACACUUUCUGGGCUGGUGUGGAAGCAUACACAACCUAUUUCGACACCUUCACUGCGGUCGGCGCCUACGGGUACUGGCUCAUUGUGAAUAUUGGCCCGGGCCAGUUCUUCUUCAGCAUGAACCCCCUGUGGGGAGGCAACAUGACGCUCGCUCAAUUCCAACCUCUUAUCCAGCCCUUCUUGGACGACCUCGCCAAUCUCGGAAUUUCUAUUGAUCCUGUCUGGAACGAAUACCCCAGCUUAUACCAAGCACACUCUGGCACUUUCCCCCCAGAGAACGUGGGAGGGGCUGACAACCGCGCCGCAUCUCGGCUCUUCCCAAAAGACAACUUCAUCAACCCAACCAAGAGGAACGAAACGAUGGCUGCUGUGCGGUAUGCCGUCGAGGCAGGCGGUAUCUUGAUUGGCUACAACAUCCGUGCUGCCCCCAACUCAGCCGUGAACCAGACCAACAGUGUCAACCCCGCCUGGAGAGAGACAACCGGCUUCUUCAUUCUCGCAGCUGCCUGGCCUGCCGAUGCCAGCCCUGCCGUCAUCCAAGCGCAGAGCAACAUUUUAACGAAUGACUGGAUGGCGAGGUGGAGACAGGUGAGCCCAGGGGCGGGAAGCUACCUGUCCGAGGGUGAUAUCAAUGAGCCGAACUGGCAACAGUCUUUCUACGGCUCGCACUAUCCAAGACUGCUCCAGCUGAAGAAGAAGUAUGAUCCGACCGGCUUGUUCUACGCGCAUACAGCUGUCGGAAGCGAGGACUGGGAGGUAGAAGGACAGCUGCCGGGGCUGCCGACUCAGAACGGGCGCUUGUGCAAAAAGCCUUGA
Molecule: messenger RNA, 2049 nt
Organism: Podospora anserina S mat+
Lineage: Eukaryota; Fungi; Ascomycota; Sordariomycetes; Sordariales; Podosporaceae
Exons: 1
Coding region: 1-2049 (682 amino acids)
Molecular function (GO): oxidoreductase activity; FAD binding
Source: RefSeq, a predicted model, not a curated record